This is a messenger RNA of Grus americana (Whooping crane), 3810 nucleotides long. RefSeq names its product apoptosis inhibitor 5 (gene API5). The transcript is spliced from 14 exons. NCBI's taxonomy places the organism in Eukaryota, Metazoa, Chordata, Aves, Gruiformes, Gruidae. Gene Ontology annotation, biological process: negative regulation of apoptotic process. Gene Ontology annotation, molecular function: RNA binding. The record is from RefSeq and is a predicted model, not a curated record. Gene Ontology annotation, cellular component: nucleus. The coding region runs from base 128 to 1699 and encodes 523 amino acids.
CGCUCUGGGACUUCCGCCUCGUUGGCGCUGACGGCGGCGGCCUGAGCGGUAGCGGCGGCCUGAGCGGCGGCGGUGUUAGUGGUGGUCUCGGUUGCAGCGGCGGCUUCUGCCCCUUUCCCGCCGCACCAUGCCCACCGUGGAGGAGCUCUACCGCAACUACGGGAUCCUGGCGGACGCCACCGAGACGGCGGGCCAGCAUAAGGAUGCGUACCAGGCUAUCUUGGAUGGUGUAAAAGGAGGUGCCAAGGAGAAAAGACUUGCAGCCCAGUUUAUUCCUAAGUUCUUCAAGCAUUUUCCUGAGCUAGCUGACUCGGCUAUCAAUGCCCAGUUGGACCUCUGUGAGGAUGAAGACGUUUCUAUCCGGCGACAAGCAAUCAAGGAAUUGCCUCAGUUUGCCACUGGAGAUAAUCUUCCUCGGGUAGCAGACAUACUGACCCAGCUUCUACAGUCAGAUGAUUCUGCAGAAUUCAAUUUGGUGAACAAUGCUUUGCUCAGUAUAUUUAAGAUGGAUGCUAAAGGGACUUUGGGAGGCUUAUUCAGUCAAAUUCUUCAGGGAGAGGAUAUUGUGAGAGAGCGAGCCAUCAAGUUCCUGUCUACGAAACUGAAAACCCUGCCUGAGGAGGUGAUGACAAAGGAGGUAGAAGAGUUCAUACUGACUGAAUCAAAGAAGGUACUGGAAGAUGUGACGGGCGAGGAAUUUGUUCUAUUCAUGAAAAUAUUGUCUGGAUUAAAAAGCUUACAGACAGUAAGUGGGAGGCAACAACUAGUAGAGCUGGUAGCCGAACAAGCUGACCUGGAACAAACAUUCAAUCCAUCUGAUCCAGAUUGUGUGGACAGACUUCUACAGUGUACUCGCCAGGCAGUGCCACUCUUCUCAAAAAAUGUUCAUUCCACAAAAUUCGUUACUUACUUCUGUGAGCAUGUUCUGCCAAACCUCAGUUCUUUGACUACUCCAGUGGAGGGUCUUGAUAUCCAGUUAGAGGUUUUGAAGCUUCUUGCUGAAAUGAGUUCGUUUUGUGGCGAUAUGGAAAAACUUGAAUCAAAUUUGAAGAAACUGUUUGAUAAAUUACUGGAGUAUAUGCCCCUUCCUCCAGAAGAAGCAGAGAACGGGGAAAAUGCUGGCAGUGAAGAGCCUAAGUUGCAGUUCAGUUAUGUGGAGUGUUUAUUGUAUAGCUUCCAUCAGCUGGGUCGUAAACUUCCAGACUUCCUCACAGCCAAGCUGAAUGCAGAGAAAUUGAAAGACUUUAAAAUCAGGCUACAGUAUUUUGCUCGAGGGUUGCAGGUGUACAUUCGACAACUUCGUCUAGCCCUUCAAGGGAAAACAGGAGAAGCCUUGAAAACAGAAGAGAACAAGAUUAAAGUGGUUGCCUUGAAAAUAACCAAUAACAUUAAUGUUUUAAUCAAGGAUCUCUUCCACAUUCCUCCUUCUUAUAAAAGUACAGUUACACUGUCCUGGAAACCAGUACAGAAGGCAGAUGCAAGUCAAAAAAGAGCAAGUGAAGAUACAACCUCAAGUUCACCCCCAAAGAAAGCUUCAGCAGGACCAAAAAGGGAUGCCAGGCAAAUAUAUAAUCCUCCCAGUGGAAAAUACAGCAGUAACCUGGGUAGCUUUUCUUACGAGCAAAGAGGUGGUUUCCGGGGUGGACGAGGAAGAGGCUGGGGAGGACGUGGCAAUCGUAGCCGAGGAAGAAUCUACUGAGUAGACUGCUAAAUCUUCCAUAGCCCUGAAGGGCUACAGUGAAAGUGCUACUCAGCAAGUUUGCUUGGAGUAUCGUUUCCUUCAAGGACUGCCUUCCACUAAGACUGACUUAAAUGUUCUUUAUACCUUUGUAUGUAUGAUCUACUUUUCUAACGGACUACAACUUGUCCAUAGUGAAACUACAACUGUAUUUUUGGAUGCUUACAGUCGGCAGUUUUGGGUUCUUAUUUUUGAAGUGUCUUCAGGAUUUAUUCAAAAUUGGAAAAGAGCAUAGAUGUUUUAUCAAAAGCUACAUCUCAACAGUUUGUAUAUUAACCUAAAAAUCAGCUACUGCAUAACUGAAAUUAUAUAAUUGAGUUUAUGUAUUAAGUAAUGGGCAGGAAAGGCAUGACAACAGAUACACGUCAGAUAAGCUUAGCAGCUGAAGUAAUCCUUUCCUCAUCUGUAACUAUAUUUUGCAAUAUGUGGAGAAGAGUACCAUUGUUAAAUUCGCUUUGAUUUACUUUUUUGAAUGGAAUUGAAUGAGGUACAUGCUGGUUUUUUAAAGUUUGCAACAUGGAUGAAAAUUUAUUUUGCUUGUAGCAUGAAGCAGUCCUUUUACUUAGAGAUGUGGAGAAUGUGGUGGUUUUUGGUUUGCACAUCUUACUCUUCUCCGUGCAUUGUAAUGCAAAAGUGAUGUGUUGCAAAUGAAUUUUUAAUGUUUAAUAUGAAUAUGUGCAUAUAGUUACGCCGUGAAAUUUCAGUAAAUGAACAGGAAAAACAAAACAAUAAAUGACUAGAAUUCUUCCAGGAAUGGGUGAAGACUGAUGCAGUGAUUAAGCUUCAUAGGCUGGAGCCAGACGGUAGCAGUGCCUGGCUCUUUUCUAUGUUUUGCAGAUUUCUGGGUUAGUUGGCACUUGAGGGUUGGUUGUUUGGGGUUUUUUUUUUUUUUUGUUUUGUGGGUUGGGUUUUUUUGUUGGUUUGGUUUGUUUUGGGUUUUUUUUUUACCAAUACAGUUGCAUUUAAAAAUAUAUAAAUAAAAUUGUAUUUUGGGUAACAUUGAAAAAUUCCGGCUAUGUAGUCCAAUUCAGGUGGAAAAGUUAACAAUUCCAUGCUAUUUUUUGCCAUAGCAACUUGGGAUUCUUAUUUACUGGUGUACACCAAGGAAAUACAAUGUAAGAGCACAAUGCUUUUUUUUUUUUUUAUUCUCAUCACUCAAAAUUUUUACUUCUCAGGUCAUUCAACAUUGUAAAGGAAUUAGCAUAUAGUAAAAAGAAGUUGUGACAGAGGAAAAGAAUUUUAAUAAGUGUUCUGGGGCGUGUUCAUGUAAAAUAGCUUAGACUUUAGAAGAAUGAAGAUUAUUUCUUAUCCUCCUUUUUUUGUCCAGCCAUUUGAUAUCCACAAACACAGACAAAUGCCUGACAGUGAUUUCCCCACCUAGUUCCAUUUGUAUUUGCUUGUGAAUCUGACUCAGGUGUAUUCAUUAACACUCUUUGAUACUUAUCACUAUCAUCAGAAGGCCAGAAUACGAAACUAUGUCAAAGUUAGGGACAUUGUUGAUGCUAAAUUAUAAGUCUAUUUUUGCUUAACUCUGGAGCAGCAGGCAGCAAACUUCGGACAUUCCAGGACAUGUGAGCUGUCUUUGUAUUUCUGAUUACACGCCAGCUGCUAAACUCAGAUUUGUCAUUAAAACCAACAAACUUGGCAAAGAGCUUUCAAGGACAAAUUUGUGAGAUCAAAAUGUCACUCUGAAAAUAGGCGCUAGAUGGGUAAUAAGCUUCCAUUGGGAAAAAAAAUAGACAUUUUGCACUUGUGGCUAUAAUUUGUGUUUUGAGGAGAUUUAAAAAUGUAAUCUCAAAGCCUAAACAUAGCUUGGAUUUAGACUAGUAACUAGGUACUAGCAGCUUAUUUUCUCACUAAAUUUUGAGUGAGUUGUCUUUACAGGACUCCUGUUUUUCAGAGGUGAUGUGCAAAGUUCUUGUGGCCUCAGUAGUAGUUAGAUUAUCUCCCUCUCCCCCCAGUUUCAUAUUUAAUUUUAAUGCAGUGAGUUCUUGUGGAGACACCUGUUUACCAUCUUGUUGAAUUGUAAAUGUUCCCUUAUGCUUUUGGAAUAAAUUCAUUUUGUAAUUUUG